AUGGCCCAUGCCACCCCCUUCCAGAAGGAAGCAUGGACGGAAUACGGCAUAGGCGUAAUCAUCCUAUUACUUCGUAUUGUCGCACGUGUCAGAGUGGUGGGGUUCAAAAACUGGCAAGGAGAUGACUACUUUGUGUUUGUAGUUCUCGCCUUUUGGACUGCUGAAUUAACCAUGUUGGAACUGAUCGGCCAAUAUGGCACCAACAUCGGUCUCGAUGAUGCUCAGAGGGCCUCGUUGACCCCCGAGCAAACCGAGAUCCUUGUCAGGGGUUCCAAAUGUCUUCUCGCCGGCUGGACCUGCUAUGUGACCCUGAUUUGGUCGCUGAAAGCGUGCAUGCUGUUUUUCUACAACCGCCUCACGUAA
Molecule: messenger RNA, 363 nt
Organism: Aspergillus oryzae RIB40
Lineage: Eukaryota; Fungi; Ascomycota; Eurotiomycetes; Eurotiales; Aspergillaceae
Exons: 3
Coding region: 1-363 (120 amino acids)
Source: RefSeq, a predicted model, not a curated record